Pseudocercospora fijiensis CIRAD86 is the source of this 405-nucleotide messenger RNA. RefSeq lists its product as uncharacterized. Gene Ontology annotation, molecular function: protein binding. The annotation marks the transcript as partial. The record is from RefSeq and is a predicted model, not a curated record. Lineage: Eukaryota; Fungi; Ascomycota; Dothideomycetes; Mycosphaerellales; Mycosphaerellaceae. The transcript is spliced from 2 exons.
AGACUCUUCCACGAUCCUCAGUAUUCAGACUUGACCAUUGAGUGUCAAGGCCGCCGAUGGAGCGCCCACAAGUCCAUCAUCUCUUCGCGCUGCACUUUCUUCGCCAAGGCCUGCGACGGCCGUUUCAAGGAGGGCCUUGAAGGUGAGAUCUCGCUGCCAGCAGACGAUCCGCACGCUGUGCAUGCCAUGCUGUCCUUCAUCUACCAGUGCGACUACGACGACGCUGGUCCGGAUAUGGAAUGCGAUGCAGGCAUGCCACCGAUCUUACUGAACGUCGGUGUGGCUGUCAUCGCCCAUAAGUACGAUCUUCCAGAACUCUCGUCACUGGCAUUGAGAAAGUUCACGAAUCGAGCUCAGACCGAGUGGCGCUCUCAAAAAUUCGCAAGGGCUGUGCGUGACAUUUAC